UGCAGCAUAUGUAGAACUGCUUGCAGAUAUUUGUUCCUAUCUGAGAAUGUUUGGAGUUUCCAGAAGCAGCAGCAUGAACUACAAGUUGCCUUCUUUAAACGUUAUUUGUUGAAAACCCAGAAAGAACUACAAGAGGCUCUGCACAAGACUACCAAUCUAGAGAAUGAGGUGAAAGCUAUGAAGAGGGAAAAUACAGAGCUUAAGUCUCUGGUCAGUAUCCUAAAGGGUUCUCUGAACAGGUCACAAAAUAGCAGUAGAUCCUGCACACCUCGACCUGUGGCAAUCACUUCUCCCUCUCAAAUUGUCACUCCUCGACAUAGUUCUCAACAGAGUAGCCAAGUUGUAAGUCGUUCAUCACCCAUGGAUUCAAUAUCUCACAUAGAAUCUCGCUCUGGAGGAUUUAGUCAAUCCGCAUCAUCAUAUGGGAUACUGGAUAGGAGCACUCCUUUAACCUCAAAUCAAGAAUCUCCAAUGUCUGUACAGAGUGUGCACUAUUGUGCACCUUCUACAGUGAAUUAUCCUUUCUUGGGAGAAGAGCCAAAUGUGUCUAGAGAACAAAUGCAAACUUCGUCUAACAGUAAUACUCCCCGAAUAUAUUCAGAAUCCAACAACACUCCAGCUAGCAAUGCUGGCCGCCUCAGGUCUCUCCAGCUCGUAUUCACCCCAAGGACUCCACGCACUUAUCAAUCCGCAGUGUAAGUGAUGAAAUAACAGUGUUUUUACAUGUUUUGAAGACACUUCAAUCAAAUACAUCA
Pelobates fuscus (common spadefoot toad) is the source of this 755-nucleotide messenger RNA. It is a transcript of the gene RNF212B, whose product is annotated as ring finger protein 212B. Lineage: Eukaryota; Metazoa; Chordata; Amphibia; Anura; Pelobatidae. The coding region runs from base 178 to 699 and encodes 173 amino acids. The transcript has 13 exons. The record is from RefSeq and is a predicted model, not a curated record.